Molecule: messenger RNA, 1741 nt
Organism: Saccoglossus kowalevskii
Lineage: Eukaryota; Metazoa; Hemichordata; Enteropneusta; Harrimaniidae
Product: 1,25-dihydroxyvitamin D(3) 24-hydroxylase, mitochondrial-like
Biological process (GO): glucocorticoid biosynthetic process; C21-steroid hormone biosynthetic process; cholesterol metabolic process
Cellular component (GO): mitochondrial inner membrane
Molecular function (GO): oxidoreductase activity, acting on paired donors, with incorporation or reduction of molecular oxygen; heme binding; monooxygenase activity
Source: RefSeq, a predicted model, not a curated record
AUGGCUGCAAGCAGAUUGUUUGUCACUCGGUGUGUGUCACCGGCUUCACGGCUGCAGAUCCUUUCUACGUCUAGACCAACUCUUCAGAUCUCCACUCAACCCGCCACCGGGCAGGAUUUCUCUCUCCUGGAAGCGAAACCUUUUGAGAGCAUACCAGGUCCGCCAAGAAACAUCCUUACGACAAUUAAAUCAACAUACGACAUGUUAGUCAGUGGAACUAUCCGAAAACCAUGGGUGUUAUUCAAAGAGUUGCAUGACGAAUACGGCGAUAUUGUUUACAGCGGUUUUGGGUCGUCUUUCGAAUCUGUUUUGUUGUUGGACCCGAAAGACGUUGAGAAAGUGCUAAGGAAUGAAGGGAAAUAUCCGCGAAGACUUGAAUUCACUCCAUGGAUAGCAUACAGAGAAUACAGAGGAAAGGCAAAGGGCGUACUGUUAACGGAAGAUCAAAUCUGGAAACGCAACCGUUUGGCAGUCAGUAAACGAAUGUUACAUCCCAAAGAAGUGGUUGAAUAUGCGCCGACUAUUAAUUCCGUGGUAACCGACUUUGUAGACAGAAUGGAAAGAAAACGUCUCACAGAUGAAAACUGUGUUGUACAUGGCAUUGAACAAGAUUUGUUCAAGUAUGCCAUGGAUGCUGCAGGCAGUGUGUUAUUGGAUAGUCGACUAAAACUGUUAGACGAUAAUCUCCACAUUGAAGAGGAAGCAUUUAUUGAAUCUGUACAUGCUAUAUUCGAAGAGUUUGCGCCGAUGAUGAUGAUUCCAACAAAAUUACAUAAGAUGCUGAAUACUAAAUCUUGGAAAAGACACACAAAGGCUUGGGAUACCAUAUUUCAUUAUGCAAAGAAAUUGAUUGACGACAAAAUAAACAGAGUCUAUGAAGAGCUAAAAGAUGACAAUCAGACAGAGAAAAAGGCAGAUUUUCUGACAUACUUAGUUCAGCAAAACAAAAUAAGUGUGGAAGAAAUAUAUGCUAAUUGUACUGAACUAUUGGCUGCUGCAGUUGAUACAACUUCCAAUACGACGCUUUGGUGUAUUUACAUGCUGGCUAGUAACCCGGAUGCACAGGAACGUCUUCACCAAGAAGUGAAAAAAGUCAUUCCAGACAAUGAGAUACCAAUGCCUAAACACAUCGAUCACAUGCCAUAUUUGAAAAGUGUCGUGAAAGAAACAUUAAGAAUGUAUCCGCCAGCUCUAAAUAUUAGUAGAAAAUUAGAUAAAGACAUAGAACUAAAAGGCUAUCGAAUUCCAGCAGGGAUGGCAAUGUCUGGGCAAGUUUUAAUGAUGGGCAGAGAUCCCAGAUAUUUUAAAGACCCUCUCCAGUUCAAACCUGAUCGGUGGCUCAGAGAGAAUGAAGAAAUACACCAUCCAUUUGUUGCUUUGCCAUUUGGAUUUGGUCCAAGGAUGUGCGUUGGGAGACGGCUGGCAGAACUGGAAAUGAGAUUGUUACUGGCAAGGAUUUCAAAGAAUUAUUGGAUUGAGAGCUUAAAAGACGUUGAACCGAUGCUGACAUCAUUAUUAGUACCCGACAAGCCAACGCAGCUGAAGUUUACUAAAAAAUCUUAAAGUGUGUUCAAUUAAUGGCCUUCAAGCAACACUUCGGGUUAAGUUAUUAUCAACAAUUAUAAUUUGGUAUUGAUUGAUAUAAACCUGCGUGUAUCCGUCUAACUUAUUGUUAUAUUCAGAAUAUUCUAUCACUCGCAUGUAUCCGGUAGAAAAUGAUUAAAAAUUAAUUGUGAAAGUU